CCCUGUGGACGCCGCGUACAUUCGCACACAUGCGCGCGCGCGCACACACAGGGAGCAGGUGUGCCCGCGCGCGCGCGCACAGUGUGCCCGAUAGACUUGGUCUUUUCCCGGAGAACGGCAGGGGUCACAUCUCUUUUCUGGUACCUCCAUAAUCCAGAGACCAGCCCGACAGGAUGGAGCAUCCGGGACACAUUCAGGGAAGCUGAGAGUCGGGGGGGGGGGGUUAGGGGAGCUUGAGGUUUGGGCGCAGGUCGGCGUUCCACCAGGAGCGUCAGUAGGGCUGCCCUGGAGAUGCCUGAGUGCAGGAGGAGAGGGCUUCCUGGCUCCCACAGCAGCCUUCCAGCCUGAGGAAAGGAACCCUGAGAAGCCGCCCUGGAGGGACCGGGUCUCCCCGUCCUCCCCUGCCGCCCUGGAGGGACCGGGUCCCCGCCGCCCCUGCCGCCCUGGAGGGAUCGGGUCCCCGCCGCCCCUGCCGCCCUGGAGGGACCGGGUCCCCGCCGUCCCCGCCGUCCUGGAGGGAUCGGGUCCCCGCCGCCCCUGCCGCCCUGGAGGGAUCGGUCCCCGCCGCCCCUGCUCUCUGUCUUUCACAGUCUUGCUUUGACACGAGGCAGCUGUGUGCACGCUCCUUCCCUCCCCACAGCCUGCCUCUGCGCCUGUGUCCUCCCGAGUGACUCGACAGGGCAGACCACGGGCGUGUGCACUGUCUCCUAGGUGACCUUCUUUUCAGAGACGAAGGUUGUCCAGAAGUGCUCUGUUGGAAGAAGGAAAGUCAUUCCUGGCCCUCAGGGAACCACCCCCAGGCCUGUGCUCAAAGCCUAGGCCACGAGGAGGUUUACCUAGUAACUGAUGACGCUAGGCUGAGACACCCAGUGAUUGGUCUGACACGCCUACCCAGCUACUCUAACCACUUUCCCUUUGGGACCCAGGAUUUGGUUGAGUUUGCGGGUGUAAGUUUAGGCUCUAAGGAGGGGCCGAGGGACUUGGGGCCAGGUCUGCAGCAAGGAGCAAGGGACCUGAGCAACAGGCACCGCAUUCACCUCCGUGUGUGAAGACCGUUUGUCCAGGCUGGGGCAGGAAAAGCCCAGAGGCCCCUGCCAGAGCUGCCCCGGGGGCCAGACCUUCCUGCACCUUCCCAGAGUGGAACAUGGCCGCUCUGCUGCUGCUCAGCCUCAGCCUGGGCUGUGUGGGCGCAGGUGGCUUUGUGGCUCACGUGGAAAGCACCUGCCUGCUGGACGAUGACGGGGUUCCGAAGGACUUCACCUACUGCAUCUCCUUCAACAAGGACCUGCUGGCCUGCUGGGACCCGGAGGAAGGACAUAUAGCCCCCUGCGAAUUCGGGAUGCUGUCUAACUUGGCCAAAUCCAUUUCAGGGUACCUCAACAAAGACGACAGCCUGCUCCAGCGCUUGCGCAACGGCCUCCAGGACUGUGGCACACACACCCAGCCCUUCUGGGAUGCGCUGAUCCACAGAACACGACCGCCAUCUGUCCAAGUAGCCCCAGCCACUCCCUUUAACACAAGGGAGCCUGUGAUGCUGGCCUGCUACGUCUGGGGCUUCUAUCCGGCGGACGUGACCAUCCUCUGGAUGAAGAAUGGGCAGCUAGUCUCUCCUCACGGCGGCAGCAAGACGGCUCAGCCCAACGGAGACUGGACAUACCAGGCCGUCUCCUACCUAGCCCUCACCCCCUCCUAUGGAGAUGUCUACACCUGUGUGGUGCAGCAUGCCGGGACCCCUGAGCCCGUCCGUGAGGACUGGACCGUCGGCCUGUCCCCCGUCCAGACGGUGAAGGUCUCUGUGUCUGCAGCCACCCUCGGCCUGGGCUUCAUCGUCUUCUGUCUUGGUUUGUUCAGCUGGCGGAAGUCUCGCUCCUCCAGCUACAUUCCUCUCCCAGGAUCCACGUACCCAGAAGGCGGCACUAGAGGCAGAACUGCACGCUGAGGAGGAGAUUCUUGAGGAAGCCUCCGUACCCCCAACGUCUUCAGGACUCCCCACCUUCUGGCGUCGUAGUUCCCUCUGUGCUCCUCUCCCCAUGUACAUGUUAGCAGCUCUGGGUGGGUAGGGGGUCUCCAUAGUGGAGUCAUGGUCUCAGGCUGUUUUCCCAAGGUGAACUGGUCUGAGGAGGGGACCCUGAUGAAGGCUGCACCUUGUCACAGAGGGCCAGUAUGUCAUCGUGAUCACACCUAAGAAAUAAACUGGAGGAAUUA
Messenger RNA from Psammomys obesus (fat sand rat), 2205 nucleotides. Its product is annotated as class II histocompatibility antigen, M beta 1 chain. The coding region runs from base 1145 to 1939 and encodes 264 amino acids. Gene Ontology annotation, cellular component: late endosome membrane; lysosomal membrane; MHC class II protein complex. The transcript is spliced from 6 exons. Gene Ontology annotation, molecular function: MHC class II protein complex binding. The record is from RefSeq and is a predicted model, not a curated record. Gene Ontology annotation, biological process: immune response; immunoglobulin production involved in immunoglobulin-mediated immune response; peptide antigen assembly with MHC class II protein complex. Lineage: Eukaryota; Metazoa; Chordata; Mammalia; Rodentia; Muridae.